Penicillium lagena is the source of this 1635-nucleotide messenger RNA. RefSeq lists its product as uncharacterized. Gene Ontology annotation, molecular function: carbohydrate:proton symporter activity. The transcript is spliced from 11 exons. The record is from RefSeq and is a predicted model, not a curated record. Lineage: Eukaryota; Fungi; Ascomycota; Eurotiomycetes; Eurotiales; Aspergillaceae. Gene Ontology annotation, biological process: carbohydrate transport; transmembrane transport. The coding region runs from base 1 to 1635 and encodes 544 amino acids. Gene Ontology annotation, cellular component: membrane.
AUGGCACAGCCCAAGCAAGAGACGGAGGUCGAGAUGAUGGAGACGGUGACCGCCAACGACGAAACCCUCUCGCCGCCGGAUGCCAAGGCAGGCGCACCAUUGAUGCGGUCCAAGGAGGACGAUCACGACGUCUGGCACACGGUCCGCCGGUACAAGCGAGCAGGGCUGAUCGCAAUGGCAGCGGCCUUCUGCGCAUCCCUCGAUGGCUAUCAGGGGAACCGGGUGCGCACAGAGAUCAAUCUUAAUGGCGGCAUCGUCGCUAACAAGGGCUUUAUCCGCCAAUUCGCCAAUCCCGGGGAAACCAUAAUUGCCAGCAAGUAUGUAUCAGCCUGGGGCGGCAUCCAAUCCACCGGUCAGGCGGUCGGCCAAGUUCUUCUCCAAUAUGCCACCGAGGCCACCGGCCGCAAAUCCGCGCUUUGGAUCAUCUGGGUCAUUCUGACCGCGAGCAUUUUCAUCGAAUCGUUCGCCAGCCGGUGGGAUCACUGGCUCGUUGCGAAGCUCUUCUCCGGCAUGGGCGUCGGCAUGUUGCAGUCAACGGUGCCGCUGUACCUAUCGGAGAUUGCUCCGACUCAACUGAAGGGUUUCUUCAUCAACGCAUACAGCUUCUGGUUCAUUGUGGGCCAACUCUUCGCCUCGGUGGCCUUGAACGAACUGAACAAGUCAGAGCCGUACAACUACAAGACACCCAUCUACACGCAGUGGGCGAUGAUCGGCGUCAUCGGCAUCGUCUUUCUCCUCAUCCCGGAAUCACCCUGGUGGCUCGCCAGCAAGGGAAAGAUCGAGAAGGCAACAAAGGCGUUGAAGUUUUGCAACGGCGGCAUCGAGGGCUAUGACAUCCAGGAAACCAUCGAGGUCAUGACGGCGACUGUCAUGAUCGAGCGUCAAAAUGCCGAGCAGAAUCAAGAGCUGGGCAUGUGGGCCGUCUUCCAGGGCCGCAAUCUACUCCGCUUCCUCAUCGCUGGAUGGUCCAAGAUCACGCAGCAGUUUGUCGGCCUGACUGUCUUCAAUACCUAUGCCGUCUACUUCUUCCAAUACGCCGGGAACCAGAACCCUUUUCUCGUCACGGUCAUCCUCUCGUGCGUGCAGCUUCUCUCGAUGCUAUUUUCCGCCACCCUGACCGAUCAAUUUGGCCGUCGGCCCCUGACCGUGUAUCCCUAUGCUGUAACGGUUGUGUCGGUCUUGUGCCUGGGCAUCAUCGGCUGCGUCGACUACACAGCCAAGGCCACAAGCUCUCUUCUGGUCUUCUUUGCCUGCCUGGCUACCUUUUCGACUACCGGUGCGUCGGCCAUUGGCUAUGCGUACGCGGCUGAGGUCCCUCAGCAGCGGCUACGUGCGCGGACGGCUGCUUGGUCUCUCGCCCUAUCAAAUUGCAUCGGUAUUAUGUUCAGCUUCUGCACGCCUCUGAUGAUCAAUGGUGCUGCCCAGUGGGGGGUCAAGACGGGAUUUUUCUUCGCCGGAACGGGAGCCGUGGUCGUUGCCAUCGCCUGGUUCAUCCUCCCGGAGGUCACCCGGCGAACACCGGGUGAGAUUGAUGAGUUGUUCGACAAGAAAGUGAACUUGCGCAAGUUCGACAAGUACGUUACCGACGUCCAGAUUCGUGCCGAUGAGCUACACAAUAGAAAGGAAGCGGCGUAG